Messenger RNA from Alnus glutinosa, 473 nucleotides. Its product is annotated as proteinase inhibitor PSI-1.2-like. Lineage: Eukaryota; Viridiplantae; Streptophyta; Magnoliopsida; Fagales; Betulaceae. Gene Ontology annotation, molecular function: serine-type endopeptidase inhibitor activity. The record is from RefSeq and is a predicted model, not a curated record. The transcript is spliced from 2 exons. The coding region runs from base 80 to 325 and encodes 81 amino acids.
UUUAUUUUAAUUUUAUUACAAGGAUUACUAUAAAUAUGCAAUAUUACAAGUUACAACUCAAAAUUGGUAGAGGGGAAACAUGGCUGGCAACAAACUUGGUGUUUUACAUCUUCUCCUUUUGUGUGGUGCAAUUCUACUGAGCGUGAAUCCAGAAACUGCAAGAGCAAAACUAUGCCCACAAAUUUGCACUGCAGAUAUAGCAUACAUGACCUGCCCAUCUUCAGGCAAUGAGCACCUUACUCCUCCUGCCUGCAAUUGCUGCUUUGCUGGAGAGGGGUGCACCCUUUACUAUGCUGAUGGAACUGCAAUCUGUACCGGGACUUGAAGAAGGGGCGGUUGACAGUUGACACUGAGAUGUGAUCACCUUAAAUUUGCAACAUAAUAAUAUCUGAUUGAAUAAAACAAUUAAUAGAGACUUUCAUUAAUUAUUGUCUCUAUGUUAUGUUAAUGUACAAUAAUUAUGUUUGUUAGAA